UCUCCUUUCUUCCUAGUGACCUCCACGCUCCUUUAUCCAAACGGAUAUAUACUCGAAUACAGACCACCACCCACGCGUCUAUGGCGCGAGCCACCAGCUGUGCAGUAUACUCAUCUACCAAAUCUCGCUCGUCGGCACGACUACCACCCAGGAAUCUUCGGCUGCUCACCUGCUUCCACCUACCUGAGCGCUCACCCUUGUCGCACGCAGCAUCGAAUCUACGAUCUUCCUAACGCGGCGGGUUGAGGGCUUUACCUGCUCUGGCGCAACAUCGUUAUGGAAGCCCCCGGGCUCAAAGCCUGUCUUUCAAAGUGUGUCGAUAGAACCAUCGUUUCCCGCCACGCAGAACGAGCCGUCAAUACAAUCACCGCCGGUCUCUUCUGGGCGCCUCCUCCUCAGACGAAUUGGCCGCUCCCUCCGAAAGACGUUUUCCGCGCCCUGGGAGAGGUUGUCAUACUACUCGCGCCCGUCAUCAUCGCCCCUACGAUAUGCUACCUUUACGUUCUCUUCCUGUUGCGGAAGCGAAGCCUCAAGCACCAGUACGAAUCGUACUCGAAGCAGCAAGUUCAGAAGCGGAAGAUUACCUGGCAGGCGUUUGAGGAGAGGAUGAUGGAAGAGCGCAUGCUGUCGGACAGGAUAAAGGGGGAGGAGGAUUAAUCCGGAGAAGACGGGGUUUGGGGCAGACAUCGUCUGGCAAUAUAGGGCAAUCAAUCAUCUUGACUUGGGUCUUGACUCUUGAUUCUUGCUGUUUGGUUAAUGGGCAAUGUGACUUGAUGUGGGGCUUGAAGAAACUCCUGACGUUGGUGGGAGAGGUUUGACCUCUGCUGUUCUGGAGACGGAGAACUGUGAUAGUCGUUUCCGAGCAGUUACUGUCACUCG
Molecule: messenger RNA, 879 nt
Organism: Trematosphaeria pertusa
Lineage: Eukaryota; Fungi; Ascomycota; Dothideomycetes; Pleosporales; Trematosphaeriaceae
Exons: 2
Coding region: 277-657 (126 amino acids)
Source: RefSeq, a predicted model, not a curated record